UGUGUUUUGCUCAUCAUGAUGAUGAAGUCUACUGUUUAUUACCGUGUAUUGAUAAUGAUGAUGAUGAUGUUGAUUUCUGUACAAGGAUCGACUUUUUUUCUAUCACCUAAUCAACGUACUGUAUGGCAAACAGGUACAAAAGUGAAUAUUGAAAUAAUUUCGGAUGGAGUAGGUAGUGGGGAUCUCCAACUAGUAGAUCAACAUGGCUUUUUCCCUAAAGAUAUGGGAAGAAUCGGAGUGGCGGUCCCAUUAGUGGUGGUGAACAAUCGUACUACUGGUCCAACAUCAUCAAACAUGUAUUCCUUCCAUGUAUGGGAUAAACUUCCAGAAGGUACACGUUAUCAAUUGGCUUUCCUUCCUGAUACUUCUUUGACUGAUGAUGAUACAAAAGUUUCCAAUGCUUUUUCUCAUUAUUUUACCAUUCGCCAUCCUUAACAAACGGAGUUGUCUGAAACAUCGGGAGGACAAGCUUUUUUUUUUCCAUCUUUCUCCUCUUUCCUCCCUUCUUUUUUUCUUUUUAUUAUAUUCUUGAGACAGUUUCCCCUUUCUUUUUUU
Halteromyces radiatus is the source of this 555-nucleotide messenger RNA. RefSeq lists its product as uncharacterized. The record is from RefSeq and is a predicted model, not a curated record. Lineage: Eukaryota; Fungi; Mucoromycota; Mucoromycetes; Mucorales; Cunninghamellaceae. Bases 16 to 435 code for a protein of 139 amino acids. The transcript has 2 exons.